This is a messenger RNA of Saccostrea cuccullata (small rock oyster), 957 nucleotides long. RefSeq lists its product as uncharacterized. Bases 1 to 957 code for a protein of 318 amino acids. The record is from RefSeq and is a predicted model, not a curated record. Lineage: Eukaryota; Metazoa; Mollusca; Bivalvia; Ostreida; Ostreidae. The transcript has 2 exons.
AUGCCACCCAUUAGAGCCAUAAAGUCACAAGUCACCGCCAAGUCCACCAGGGCAAGCAAGCGGACCAAGGGAGCCAGGCAGCAGCAGGGCAGAGGGGGAAGAAGAAACCUGACCGCUGUCCACAAUGCUGACACCAGGGCAGACCCUGAGAUCGAGGGAUUGGUGACUGGUACAAGUGCCCAGGCCUGGGAGGAAAACAUUCAAAGUUCCACGGGAAUGGCAGAGGAGCAUGUGCCGCUCACUAUUAGCAAUAAGGGUAGGCAAUUAGAUUUUUCUACUUCGUGGCCUGUCCCGGAGGAAGCUGCCCUGUCACCGGCAGAUGUCGCUAGAGACAAUAUCAAAAAAGAAAUUGACAAAGGACAGAUGGCUGGCCCAUUUAAAUCACGACCUAUGUCAAAUUUGCGAGUUUCGCCACUGGGAGUAGUGCCCAAGAAAACGGAGGGGGAAUUCAGGGUAAUUCACCACCUCUCUUACCCUACCAAUAACUCCGUCAACGACUUUAUUGACGAAGAGCUUUGUUCGGUCAAUUACACAAAAUUUGACGAGGCCAUUAGCAUGGUUCAGCGUUUAGGGCGUGGAUCUUACCUAGCCAAAUCAGAUAUCAAAAGCGCUUUUAGAUUAAUGCCCAUUUGGCCCGGUAAUUUUGAGCUUCUGGGUUUCAAAUUCGACGGUUGUUAUUAUUUUGACAAAUGCCUCCCCUUUGGGUGUUCUAUAUCUUGUGCUACAUUCGAGAAAUUUUCAUCGCUUCUAGAGUGGCUGGUACGCAAGCGAGCUACAUCUAGAGAAGUUCUACACUAUUUAGACGAUUUCUUGUUCGGGGGUCAUACGGCAGACGAGUGUCAAAUGAUAGUGGAUAAUUUCAUACAGGUCUGCCAAGAAUUAGGGGUCCCAAUAGCAUGGGAAAAAAGCGAGGGUCCACAGGAAUUAAGUCAUUACUUUUCUUGGGCUAGAAAUUGA